Erigeron canadensis is the source of this 432-nucleotide messenger RNA. RefSeq lists its product as uncharacterized. NCBI's taxonomy places the organism in Eukaryota, Viridiplantae, Streptophyta, Magnoliopsida, Asterales, Asteraceae. Bases 1 to 432 code for a protein of 143 amino acids. The transcript has a single exon. The record is from RefSeq and is a predicted model, not a curated record.
AUGUUGGGUUCUUGCAAAACGCGAUUCGAUGAUGCAAGACACAACAUCCUCCAACAACGUUCAACACUGCCGAACCGUAAAAUUGGUCAUCAUAUUUUACUAAAUGAUUGGUUUGUUGACGAACCAAAAUACGAUGAAGCUUACUUUCAAAAGAAAUUUCGAAUGGAUAAAAGCAUGUUUUUGAAAAUCGUUGAUGACAUCCAGGCGAAUUUUUCAUAUUUUCAAGAGGGGAUCGAUGCACGUGGGAGAAGAAGUUUCAAGGCGCACCAAAAGGUCACCUCGGCAGUGCACCAACUCGCAACGGGCAAUCCGCCCGAUGAGUACAAUGAGUACUUACAUAUGGCUGAUCGUACCGCGAGCGAGUGCCUUGAUCAUCUUUGUGACGCCAUCAUUAAGUUGUAUGGUCGUGAGUACUUAUGUAGGCCUACUUAA